UAUAUAUAAACUACCAACCAACCGACCGACCCAUUCUACUUCAAACAAAUAACCGAAACAACGACUAACAAAAAUGCAUAUUGAAAUACAAGUGGCAUUAAAUUUCGUUAUCUCGUAUCUGUACAACAAACUGCCCCGGCGGCGUGUAAAUAUAUUUGGUGAGGAAUUGGAAAAGGCGCUGAAGGAUAAAUUCCAAGGCCAUUGGUAUCCUGAGAAACCCGUUAAGGGUUCUGCAUUUCGUUGCCUAAAAACUGGCGAUCCAAUUGAUUCCGUUUUGGAACGUGCUGCUCGUGAAAGUGGUGUUCCAAUAACAGAUAUAUUGGAAAAUCUUCCAAAUGAGCUUUCCGUAUGGGUUGAUCCCGGUGAGGUGUCUUAUCGUAUUGGUGAAAAGGGUUCCGUUAAGAUUCUCUAUUCGGAGAAUAGUGACAAUCAAGAAGAUAGUUCAUCCGCUGAUGGCGAAGUAAAUAAGACAUUUAAUCCAGAAGCUCAAUGUUUCCGCCCCAUUGAUGCUGUCAACUCGAGCAUGAACAGUUUGAGUUUAAGUCCAAAAACUUCACCAAUGGCUGGUUCAUCACCGCUCUCGGCUACAUCCAAUUCGCCAACCUAUAAGGGAAGUCCGAAUCCUGUUGCAGCACCCGGUGUUAAUAAUGUUGGUUUUAUGCAACGUUCUCAGGCACCAUUGACAUUCACUACUGCUACCUUUGCUCAAACGAAAUUUGGUUCAACAAAAUUGAAAACUAAUUCCAAGAGAUCAAAUAACACUUCAUAUCGUAUGUCCCCUACAGAGUUCUCAAAUUACAUAAAACAACGUGCCAUGCAACAGCAACAAAUACAUCAUGGUGGCCAUGGACAUUCACCCAACGGCGUCGGUGGUCCUGGCCAACCUGGCAAUCAUUUUGGCCCCAUUGGUCCCGUAUCACCGGCACGAUCUCUGUCGCCCAAUCCAUUGUCAUUGGGUAUGGCACAAAAUGGUGGCGAUCCCUUUUACUUCCCCAGUAUGGCUAUGGGCAUGUAUCCACAAUUUAAUAACCAUCAUCGUAAUAUGUUUGAUGCCACUCAUUUCCAUGGUGCUGAUAGUAACGGGUUGUUUGCUCCGACCAACAAUGGCGUGGGUCAUGGCAAAUUCAAUAACUAUUUGGAACCGCAUGGUUUUUACAAUAUUGGAGGAGGAAAUCAUCAUAUGGCACAGCAGCAGCAACAACAACAACCACAGUCGCCCAUUGCCAUGAAUGGUGGUGCUGGUGUGGCUGUUGUUGGUGGUGGUCAUCAUUCGGUGGGUAAUAUGAAAGCUACAAAUGAUAAUGGUGGCAAGGAUUCGGCUGGUGGUAACUCCAAUAACAGCAACAACAACACCAACAAUGCUGCCAACAUUACUGUAACCGUAACCAAUGGCAGUGCCAAUGAAAGCACUGCUGUCAGUCCUGUGCCCCCGACUACCACUGCUUCGGCGGUAACAGCUGCAAAUGCGGAACGUCAAAAUGCCGCUGCCAAUGCCGUUGUAGCUGCUGUGACCGCUGUCAACAACAGCACCACCCAACAAGACUCGUCAUCAUCGUCGUCGUCGAACUCCUCCAAUGCUUCGGCUAACUCGAAACUAAUCGAUGGUCUCAAUUCAUUCUAUUCCAAUGCCACUGGCUCCUAUCAACAACUUUUAGUUGCCAAUUAAAAGUC
Molecule: messenger RNA, 1671 nt
Organism: Musca vetustissima
Lineage: Eukaryota; Metazoa; Arthropoda; Insecta; Diptera; Muscidae
Gene: Tob
Product: protein Tob1
Exons: 4
Coding region: 74-1666 (530 amino acids)
Biological process (GO): regulation of gene expression
Cellular component (GO): cytoplasm; nucleus
Molecular function (GO): transcription corepressor activity
Source: RefSeq, a predicted model, not a curated record